Molecule: messenger RNA, 492 nt
Organism: Sporothrix brasiliensis 5110
Lineage: Eukaryota; Fungi; Ascomycota; Sordariomycetes; Ophiostomatales; Ophiostomataceae
Exons: 2
Coding region: 1-492 (163 amino acids)
Cellular component (GO): nucleolus
Source: RefSeq, a predicted model, not a curated record
AUGCCGUCUGGCGAGUACGCGUCUGCGAGCGGCGGCGCAUUGCGGCUGAAAGGCGCCAAGGUGGAGAAGCACAAAAGCAAGAAGCACAAGAAGAAAAGAAGCAGCCGGGACAAGGAUAAGGAGGGCAACCGGGCACGCCACGCUGAGGACGAGCUGGAGCAGGUGGGCUCUGGCGGUGAGGACCGGGAUAGGAGGAAGAAGAAGAGCGAAACGAAGAACAAGGAAGGCAAGGGCGGCAGUGACGACGAAGACUACGACGACGACUAUGACGACCUGAAAAACGACCCGUAUGCGCGCAUGACAACUGCAGAGCGCCGGUUUGCCGAAGCACAAGACAAAAAGAUCCGUGAUUUGAUGCACGCAUCGCCCGAGGAGGCGCGCGCCGCACGCCCUGAGCUAUUCAAGUCCCACAAGGAGCGGCUCGCGGAUCUCAACAAUUACCUAUCACGCCUUAGCGAACACAACGACAUGCCCAAGAUUGGCCCGGGGUAG